AGGAGCUGCGGACGAGCCUGGGCUCGGUGCGGAAUUUCUCGUGCCCCCGCUUGUCGCGUCGCGCCCCGAGACUGAAAGGUAGGACUGGAGCAAAUGUUCCCCUGGCUCCCUGAGUCGGAGCUGGUCCUGCCUUCCCGCCCCCAAGUGCCUGGAGGAACGCUGUAGACAGACCCCGCCCCCUUCCCGGCCGGGACUCCCCGUCCCUCCCCGUGGGGACCCCGCGGUCCGCGUGCCUGGCGCGGAGCCCCGGGCAGCGCCAUGAAGCUCCUGAGGAAGGACAUCGAGAAGGACAACGCGGGCCAGGUGACCCUGGUCCCCGAAGACCCCGAGGACAUGUGGCACACGUACAACCUCGUGCAGGUGGGCGACAGCCUGCGCGCCUCCACCAUCCGCAAGGUGCAGACCGAGUCCUCCACGGGCAGCGUGGGCAGCAGCCGCGUGCGCACCACGCUCACCCUCUGCGUGGAGGCCAUCGACUUCGACUCGCAGGCCUGCGAGCUGCGGGUGAAGGGGACCAACAUCCAGGAGAACGAGUACGUCAAGAUGGGCGCUUACCACACCAUCGAGCUGGAGCCCAACCGCCAGUUCACCCUGGCCAAGAAGCAGUGGGACAGCGUGGUGCUGGAGCGCAUCGAGCAGGCCUGCGACCCGGCCUGGAGCGCCGACGUGGCGGCCGUGGUCAUGCAGGAGGGCCUGGCCCACGUCUGCCUGGUCACGCCCAGCAUGACCCUCACCCGGGCCAAGGUGGAGGUGAACAUCCCCAGGAAACGCAAGGGGAACUGCUCCCAGCACGACCGGGCCCUGGAGCGGUUCUACGAGCAGGUGGUGCAGGCUAUCCAGCGCCACAUACACUUCGAUGUGGUCAAGUGCGUCCUGGUGGCCAGCCCGGGGUUUGUGCGGGAGCAGUUUUGCGACUACAUGUUUCAGCAAGCGGUGAAGACGGACAACAAGGUGCUCCUGGAAAACCGGUCCAAGUUCCUGCAGGUGCAUGCCUCCUCUGGACACAAAUACUCCUUGAAGGAGGCCCUCUGUGACCCGACCGUGGCCAGCCGCCUUUCGGACACCAAAGCUGCGGGGGAAGUGAAAGCCUUGGAUGACUUCUAUAAAAUGCUGCAACAUGAACCUGACCGGGCUUUCUACGGCCUGAAGCAGGUGGAGAAGGCCAACGAGGCCAUGGCCAUCGACACCCUGCUCAUCAGCGACGAGCUCUUCAGGCAUCAGGACGUAGCCAUGCGGAGCCGGUAUGUGCGGCUGGUGGACAGUGUGAAAGAGAAUGCAGGCACUGUGAGGAUCUUCUCCAGCCUCCACGUCUCCGGGGAGCAGCUCAGCCAGUUGACCGGAGUAGCUGCCAUUCUCCGAUUCCCUGUCCCCGAACUCUCCGACCAAGAGGACGACUCCAGCUCUGAAGAAGAUUAACGACUGGAACUUGUCAUUGAGACAGCCGCGUGCCUCCUUGACUGUCCACAUGUUCUCAGCAUCCUGGAGACAGGCAGCCACGAGAGCAGCCUUCUUGUAGGGACCAGCCACGCUAGGGUGUUGUGGCGGGCAGGACUCCUAUUUAAAACUAAACCUAAACAAUAAAAGGAAAUAAUCUCCACGUACUACCAUUUUUUGUUAAUUAGAAUAAUUUUAUCUAGGAAUUAUGAGUUAUUUGCAGUACUUAGAAACAUUUUGUGUAUUUAAUAAGAAUCUCUGUUCUUUGGGAUGGAUCAUAAAACCCCAUAGUUCAUGCUUUGAAAUAGUUUUCCUUAGGAAAAGCUUUUACUAUUUCAUUAUCCUCAGUUUACGUUAUUUAUUUGAUUUCUGCAUAGUGUUCUUGCACUGUUUAAUGAUCCCUUUCUCUCCACUUGUCCUACACUGCCCUUUUUUCCUGGUUAAUCCU
This is a messenger RNA of Molossus molossus (Pallas's mastiff bat), 1882 nucleotides long. It is a transcript of the gene PELO, whose product is annotated as pelota mRNA surveillance and ribosome rescue factor. The transcript is spliced from 2 exons. Lineage: Eukaryota; Metazoa; Chordata; Mammalia; Chiroptera; Molossidae. Gene Ontology annotation, biological process: nuclear-transcribed mRNA catabolic process, no-go decay; RNA surveillance; nuclear-transcribed mRNA catabolic process, non-stop decay. Bases 259 to 1416 code for a protein of 385 amino acids. The record is from RefSeq and is a predicted model, not a curated record. Gene Ontology annotation, cellular component: cytoplasm.